This is a messenger RNA of Letharia lupina, 1455 nucleotides long. RefSeq lists its product as uncharacterized. The transcript is spliced from 8 exons. NCBI's taxonomy places the organism in Eukaryota, Fungi, Ascomycota, Lecanoromycetes, Lecanorales, Parmeliaceae. Bases 1 to 1455 code for a protein of 484 amino acids. The record is from RefSeq and is a predicted model, not a curated record.
AUGCCUUCUGGUUGCCGCAUCGCUUUGAGCCAGAACAUCAGUUGCUCUCCAGCUCUCGUCUCUCCGCAGUUUGCUGCCGGCGGACGGGCAUUGGAUCCGACCACAUUGGGUCAAUACUGUACAACAUUGUGCUACCAAUCUCUGCAGACUUUUAAAACAAAAGUGGAUGCACAAUGCGGCGAUACCAAUUACCAGAUGUUCGCCAACAGCACGCUAAGCCAAUCUGGAGCUUCCAUCGCAGAUCCGCUGGCUUGGGCAUACAAUGUCAUUUGCGUACAAGAUAGUACCGGCUUCUGUCUUCCCUCGCUUUUUAAUGCCACCAAGACCCUCUGCUCCGAUUGCUCCCUGAAAUACGGGGUAGCAAUGUUGGGCUCUGACUAUGGUCGAAAUCGCAUUCAGCCGAGCGCAUUUUCGUCGCUCCUCUCAUCAUGUUCUAUCCCUGCGUCGGACUAUCCGUACACCUACUGGCCGACACCAAGCACGGUCAAUCCAUUUAUACCAACAUCUGCCCCUUCGACGAAUUGCACUGGGAAAAAGUACACUAUCAAGGCCAAUGACACCUGCCAAUCCAUCUCGCAAGCAAAUUCCAUCGCAACAGAUCGGCUGAUUGCUGCGAAUAAUAUCGACUACAACUGUUCUUCGCUCAUUCCAGGUGCUACUCUCUGCCUUGGUCCUUCAUGUGCUUUGCAAAAAGUGCUGCAGAAUCAAACAUGUCAAGAUAUCACCACCAAUCAAGCCUUCACAUUUGUACAACUGAUCGCGUGGAAUCCAACAAUUCACUUGAACUGUGAUAACCUUGAUGUGAUGGUUGGUAGGAGCAUAUGUAUCUCACCCCCUGGCUCUUCAGUCUACAAAGCAACCCUCAUGAACACAAGUACAGUAACCAUAUCCUCUAUGUUUCCAGGCCCCUACGUCUCUGGCUCCAUCAAUUCAAAUCCUCCAGACGCCACAACUUCCUGGUAUAAUACUCAGACCACCUUUCCUCCCCCAGUUGUGACAACAUUCAUUGCAAACCUUACAACAGCAAGUCUCGUAGCAGCACGCACUAGCUUUUGCCCCAUCACGCCCGAUGACUUUCUCAACGGUCUCUAUGAAGAGGAUCUUCCAGAAGACUGCGAUGCUCUCAUCGAGCCAUACUGCUGGCCCGAUCCAGAUGCACCAACACCUUCAUCAACGAGCUUUCCCGCCAGCUGUACACCUUUCUCGGGAGAUUCCAUCACGACAUCAAAUACCCCAGCCGUGGUAACUACUUCCGCAAAUCCUCUGCCAUCUCCGCUGGAGCCGGGCACAAUCGCCACCUGCAAAAAGUUUCAUAAGGUCUUUACGGGAGAGACUUGCUACAGUAUUGCAAACAAUUACAAAGUGUCUCUCGAUCAGUUCUACACUUGGAACCCUUCCGUCGGCACGACUUGCGCGAAAUUGUUUCUAGCCUUCUAUGUGUGUGUCUCAGCGUAG